Ostrinia furnacalis (Asian corn borer) is the source of this 2742-nucleotide messenger RNA. RefSeq names its product 23 kDa integral membrane protein. Gene Ontology annotation, cellular component: membrane. Lineage: Eukaryota; Metazoa; Arthropoda; Insecta; Lepidoptera; Crambidae. Bases 109 to 888 code for a protein of 259 amino acids. The record is from RefSeq and is a predicted model, not a curated record. The transcript has a single exon.
UACUCCAGGACUAAGACACUAAGCCUUCGUGACAUUGGCGGUCUUAUAGCCGCGACCACUCGGGCGCACGCCAUUUCAUUGUCGGCAGCAGAACGAUACACACGCGCCAUGUCUAAGUCUUGCGCUUACGUCACCAACUCGGUCCACGGAGUGCUAGGGCUGGCCUUAGCCUGUGCCGCGAUAUGGCUCUACGUCGAAGUGAAACAAAUCACCGAUCUUCGGAACAGCAACCAUUAUUUGCUCGACUACAACCUGUACUGGCCCCAAGUGAUCCCGUGGCUGUUCAUCCUGGUCGGAAUCCUGGUAUUUUCGAUUUCUUUCUGCGGAGUGUUCGGUGCCAAGAAGUCUAGCAAAGGACUCGUUUAUACUCACGUGAUUUUUGUCUCGAUAUCCAUAUUCGCGGCCAUCACUGCAGCUAUAGUGGCGUUGGUGUUCGUAGACAACAAAGUGGCGUCAGAUUUCAUUAAAGAUACGAUAUGGGAUGUUUACUUCCAAUCGAAAACGGAUCAAGAAGUGGCGACUGCGUUCGGGACCAUCGAGAAGAGAAUGCAGUGCUGCGGAGCUGACGGACCAAGAGACUACGUGAACUGGAAGGACAACUUCCCCCAGUCGUGCUGUGACGUGAACUAUCACGGGUUUUUGGAGCCAUACGCCAUCGACUGUGAUAUCACGAACAAAAGGGCGAACGAGCGUCACGGCUGCACUGAAGUCGCAACGCAAUAUUCCAGCAUCGCCGUCAAGGUAUUAUCAGCCAUAUCAAUACUAAUCGCAGUGGUGGGAAUUGCAAAUCUUCUGACAUCUAUCCAAGUAUCCAAAAAAUUAGGAAGAAGACCUCGAAAAGUGGAAAACGCGCAAGUAGAAUUUGAGAGCAAGAAGGUGCUAUUGUAAAGGAUGAGUCAUCCGAAUCUGAGUCAUUUUAGUUCGCGUUAAAGUUCCAUUUGGAAUAGCAGGUUACGUAAUGUGGUACCUCAAGGGACAGCUCUGAGGCACGUUUUGUAAUGUGUUAGUAACUUAGUUUUUCAAUUCUCGUUUGUAGAAAGUGACUAACUAGGUGCAGUUUGUUAAGUUGAUUUUCCAUUUAUGUGUCAACUGACUGAUUUCUGUCUUACGCAAGUAGGAACUUCAAAAAGUAGUUUAUAAUCUGGUUUAUUUUAUUUUAUAUGUAUUUAUUUUGUGUUCUUGUUUUAGCUUGUUCGAAGCAAAACGAUUUGGUACAAAGUUUUACCCAAUUGUAAUUUAAUUAUAGUUAUUAAUAAGAAACGGCUAACAUCACAAUUUAUGUAAGUUUUGUGACAUAUUCCACCUGUCUUUAAGUUAUUGUUACUUUAGGAAAUAUCUCAUAAAUAGUAUUAAAUGCUGAUUGUGUAAAUAUAUACAAAGUAUUGUUAGUCAUUUAAUUUUCGUGACGGAUAUUACUUUUCCAAUUAAUCUUCAAUUACUUAGCAAUUAUAAACUAGUUUAUGUUUCAAACUAGUAACUUAUUAAUAAAGUUUGUCAUGCUUAGGAAAUUCCAGUGUGAAAUGUUACCUGUUCUAUCCAAAUAUUCUAUUGUUAAGGAUGAGUUUUCUAAAUUAUGUCAAAUGGUUGAAAAAUAGCGAAUUUAUUAUACUGUAAUAACUAUUUAGAAUUUAGUUGUAAUGUUUAAGUUGAGCAAAAAUUGCUACCUUGAAAUGUGUCUGAGAUUUUUGUUAUUGUUUUCCUUAUGCGCACACGCAGGUAACACAAUGAACUAGUGGAAGAUCUCAGAAAUUAUUCUAUGUAAUGUAAAGUAAAUGAAAAAUGAUGUACGAAAUAAUGUUCUAAGAUCUAAGGCUGUAAUAUUAUAAUUAAAAUGUAUUCUUGUUGACUGACGAAACAGAUAACUAUUGUAAAAUAAUUUAUGAUUGAAUGCUAAGUUUUGAUAUACAAUGAAAUAAUGAAUGUUUUUUGUAUUUAUUAGGUAAUUAUUUCACACUCUUUUCCCAUUGAACAUCAUAAUUUAUAGAUGAGGAUUUUUGUAGGUAGGUGCAUGACCUACAAAGGGUAGUGAUUCGUUAAACUUAUAGGUAUAUAGUCAGAUGAUAUAUUAAAUAUCCGAUUUCCAUCAAUACUUCUAAGAACACUGAUUCAUCUGCAAAUUGGUUUUAUGUUUCUAUUAAAAAUUAUGAGUCACAGUACAUAAAUUGCUUUGGCCCGUGGAAUUUGUUUAGCAAAGACACACACCUCUACCUUGCCGAGUAAUAGGUGCCCCAUAAUAAACAUCACGAUUGUGAGUCACUAUUGUACUAUAUUGAGAUUAUUCGACUGAUUUAAGAUGGUAGUUAACUAUCGAAAGAAUUCCACGGCAAAAGUUGUAAACAAGUUUACGAGAAAUUUGCUAGUCUUCUAAACGUUUGAGAUUUAGUGUGAGGCAACGGAUCACACCUUCAUUACGUCAUCGACAUAGAAAAACUAAAGUGUGUCAAAGUAGAACCGGUCGGGACCUAGCUAUAGCACUACUCACUCGUGAACGUGGUUUCAUAAUAAGUCGUUAAUAGUAUGACUAAUAUGAAACUAAGUUCACUUUUAUGAUAUGGGCCCUAGAACAUAAAACUGCAAAUUUAAAUAAGCGUUUUAGGAACAAACACAAGUUCUCGUAAAAGAGACCAUUUUGUCACCAAAUAUUUGGAAUUGAAAUCGAAAGCAUAUCAAAUUCUUCAAAUAACUCACACACAAGGCGUUUCCAUCAUCGUAAGCAUUUUAGAUGUAACAGAACGUAAUUGA